Molecule: messenger RNA, 14778 nt
Organism: Fusarium venenatum
Lineage: Eukaryota; Fungi; Ascomycota; Sordariomycetes; Hypocreales; Nectriaceae
Source: RefSeq, a predicted model, not a curated record
AUGGCAAUGAUUGAUGUCUCACGACAGAGGAGGUCGCUCCUUGAGGACGCGACUGUGUUAGAACUUUUGCCUGCAGAAAUACUGGCAAUUAUUCAGACAGAGUCCUCGACGAAGUUACUCGAUGCUAUUGCUGAGGCAGCUCUUUGCCCACCACUUACAGAGCGUAUCUUUGCGCAUUUCGAGCAUGUCUUUCCAGACGUUUGUGCUCGAUGGAUUCUCAACCCUGGCAAUGAACAAAAACAUAUACGAAUAUACUCGGCACUAGCACGUAUUCUUCCUUUUGCUCCCUAUCUAUCAACCUUCAUCGAAUACGCCUCUUCUACCGCCGAACAGCCGACUAAUUCACACUCUCUACGACUCCCACCCUUGAAACUUGACCAGGAUGCUAUCACUCAGGACGGCGAUGUCCUCCUACAGAGUCUCCUUGUCGCCUGGAGGCUGAUCAGCUUCGACUCGCGCAACUUCGGCCCCCUGACAUCGGCCGCUUUCAUGCAGACCCUUUUUAAUCACCAAAGUACAGCAGUCCGUUAUCUCGCGACCAGGAUAUUUAUUCAACUUCUUCAUGGGUCAGAUUGGAAGCUUGAAUCUCUCAUCCAAGAACAUAUCGGCAAGAGCGAGGCUAUCCUUGCAGACUUUGACGGCAGAUCGAUUGAUUAUGGGUUCCUUUCGUUGUACGAACAGUCUCGAGUAAAGUCUUUCCUAACUUUGCGCCAAGAAGUACAAGCGGCUCACGAAGCCAACGACAAUGAAUCUCCGUACCUACAGGCUCUAACCCCUUACGUCGUUUCCUACGGCAAUGUCAUUCUCCCCAGACCUCUUGGACCAACCGGAGAGCCCUCGAAUCUCGUACUCACCCCCACGACUGUGUCCAACUUGGAAAAGCUGGCGACCAUGCUACGAGAACAUGACCCAGUCAUGCUUCACGGCCCGCCUGGAGUCGGCAAGACCGCCUUGGUUCACGAAAUCGCCAAACAGCUUGGCAUGUACUCGAACAUGGUCACAUUGCACCUCAACGAACAGACCGACGCCAAGAUGUUGAUCGGCCUAUACUCAACCGACACGAAACCCGGCAGUUUCCAGUGGCGUCCUGGUGUUUUGACUACAGCAGUCAAAGAAGGUCGAUGGGUGUUGGUGGAGGAUCUGGACCGAGCCCCCACCGAGGUUUUGAGCACGUUGCUCCCCCUUAUCGAACGACAAGAACUUCUUAUCCCAAGUCGAGGCGAAAGGAUACGUGCAGCAAGCACGUUCAGACUCUUUGCAACAGUGCGGACAUCACGAGGUAUGAAUGGACGGGAGAAUCUGCCUAGCAUGGUUGGUAUGCGCUUCUGGCAGACCUUGAAUACCCAAGCCCUCGCAGCCUCCGAGCUUGAAGAUGUCAUAGUUCAGACGUACCCCAUCCUGCGAAGGCUCGUCCCCGAUAUUCUUGCAGUAUAUGCCCGUCUGUCUCAGUUCAGCAACAAACCUGGCGCAUUUACUCGGGGUCGCAAUGUGAUGGACCGCCAGAUGACGCUGCGUGACUUGCUGAAAUGGUGUCGCAGACUGCGGGAGUCUUUAAUCGCCGCAGGCUCAAAGACAGGGGAGGAGGCGAUCACAAACACGACAGAAGAUCAAAUGUUUAUGGAAGCAGUUGAUUGUUUUGUUGGAAGCUGCCCUGAUCCACAGAUCGGUAAAGACCUUAUCUUUGCGAUUGCUGAGGAGAUGCGCAUUCCAAAAGAACGAGUUGAAUAUUAUAUGUCAACUCAUAUACCUCCUUUGCAGGAGAGUGAAAACCAGUUCAGCAUUGGCCGCGCUGUGUUGCGCAAGAAGAAGCAAUCGAACAGAAUUCAGAAGUCAAAACGGCCAUUCGCAAGCACAGCGCACGCGAAGAGGUUGUUGGAACAAAUCGCUGUCGCGGUCAAACUCAACGAGGCUGUUCUUCUUGUUGGAGAAACCGGUAUCGGCAAGACUACAGUGGUACAGCAGCUGGCCGAGUCCUUGGGCCACAAGCUUGUCGCCGUAAACUUGUCCCAACAAAGUGAGGUUGGUGAUCUUCUCGGUGGCUUCAAGCCUGUCAAUACUCGAACAUUGGCCAUGCCCCUCAAGGAAGAGUUCGAGGAUCUGUUCUCAGCUACUGGCAUCUCUGCAUCAAAGAACCAAAAGUACCUUGAGCAAGUUGGCAAAUGCUUUGCUAAGGGACAAUGGUCAAGGGUUUCUAAACUAUGGAAGGAAGCCCCCAAGAUGUUUAACAAGAUUGUGAAAGAGCUCGAACGAGUUCAAGCAGAACAAUCAGAGACUCGAGAUGGAGAUGAGCAGCCUACGAAGCGUCGAAAGACUCAGUCCAAGCUACAGAUCCUGCUCGAUCUACGUCCACGGUGGGACCUGUUUGCCCGUAAUCUCGAGCAGUUCGAUGUUCAGGUCUCCGGAGGCUCCGGCAGCUUUGCCUUUUCUUUCAUGGAGGGAAAUCUUGUCAAGGCUGUGCGCAACGGUGACUGGGUACUUCUCGAUGAGAUCAACCUUGCCUCUCCCGAUACCCUUGAAAGCAUUGCUGAUCUCCUGACCGGUCCUGAGGAGAGGCCAUCCAUUCUUUUGUCAGAAACUGGCGAGAUCGAAAAGAUCGAGGCUCAUCCCAAUUUUAGAAUCUUCGGUGCCAUGAACCCUGCAACCGAUAUUGGAAAGCGAGAUUUGCCAGUUGGAAUCCGCUCCAGAUUUACCGAAGUUUACGUAUCGAGUCCAGACAAGGAUAUUAAGGAUCUGCUUCAUAUCAUCAAGACUUAUCUCGGCAACAGCAGCAGCAAAAAUGACCAGGCAGCAGAUGACAUCGCGCGUCUCUAUAUCAACACCAAGCGACUGGCAGAAGAGAAGAGAUUGGUCGAUGGAGCGAAUGAAGUGCCUCACUUCAGUCUUCGUACCCUGACACGAGUUCUGAGCUACGUGAAUACCAUUGCACCUUACUAUGGUGUGCGAAGGGCUCUUUACGAGGGAUUUGCAAUGGGAUUUCUUACACUGCUUGACAGAGAGUCGGAAAAGAUGCUUGUGCCCUUAAUAUCCCACCACAUCUUUGAGAGCCACGGUAACCCUCAAUCAUUACUUUCUCAAGCACCGAAACACCCUAACGAUGGUAAACAAUAUGUACGCUUCAAGAACAAGAACCGGGACAGACAAUACUGGCUCUUCCAGGGUAAUGAAACACCCAUUGAGCGGGACGACUACAUCAUUACUCCUUAUGUCGAACGAAAUCUUCUGAACCUUGUCCGUGCUACCUCAACAAGGCGGUUCCCAAUUCUUAUCCAAGGCCCAACCUCUGCUGGAAAGACAAGUAUGAUCGAGUACCUUGCAAACUUCACUGGGAAUAAGUUUGUGCGUAUCAACAACCACGAGCAUACCGACCUCCAGGAGUAUCUUGGUACCUAUAUCUCUGGGUCUGAUGGCAAGCUCCGAUUCCAAGAGGGUAUCCUUGUGCAAGCAAUGCGUCAAGGUCACUGGAUCGUGCUUGACGAACUCAACUUGGCACCAACAGACGUUCUUGAGGCCCUGAACCGUCUUCUGGAUGACAACCGGGAGCUCUUGAUCCCCGAAACUCAAGAGAUCGUUAAACCACACGAGAAUUUCAUCUUGUUCGCUACACAGAACCCCCCUGGUCUGUACGGUGGCAGAAAGGUGCUCUCAAGAGCGUUCCGUAACAGAUUCCUCGAGCUGCACUUUGAUGACAUACCUGAAGACGAGUUGGAGUUUAUUCUUCAACAACGAAGUCGAAACACCUCUCCUCCGGAUUGCCGAAGAAUUGUUACUGUCUACAAGGAACUGUCAAGACUUCGUCAAACAAGUCGACUUUUUGAACAAAAAGACAGCUUUGCCACACUUCGAGAUCUGUUUCGUUGGGCGUUGCGAGAGGCCGAGACACGUGAGGAAAUUGCUUGUCACGGAUUCAUGUUACUCGCAGAAAGGGUUCGUGACGAGGAGGAGCGCAUUGCUGUCAAGGAGAUCAUUGAGAAGGUUUUCAAAGUCAAGAUCGAUCCCCAAAAUCUUUACUCUGCCACUGUGGCCCCUGAGCUGAAGCAGUUCACGAGUCAGAAGAACAGCCAGGGAGUCGUAUGGACCCAUGCAAUGCGCCGACUCUAUGUUCUUGUCUCUCGAGCAUUGCGCAACAACGAGCCGGUAUUACUAGUGGGCGAGACAGGUUGUGGCAAGACAACCGUUGUCCAACUGCUUGCUGAGGCAUUGAAAAGAGAGCUCCAUAUCGUCAAUGCUCACCAAAAUACCGAGACGGGUGAUCUGAUUGGUUCUCAAAGACCUAUUCGUAACCGUGGAGCCAUCAUCGAUGCCAUGGACUUGGACUUGAAGCCGGUUCUGCAGACGCUUGGAUUAGAUAUCUCCGGCUCGGUCGAAGAGCGCUUGGAGCGAUAUAACACAUUGGAUACUUCAAUCAUCAACAAUAUUCCUCAAGACGUCCGGGAGCGAAUCAGUGGCCACGAGACACGAAGCAAAGCUUUGUUUGAGUGGGCAGACGGAAGUCUGGUUGAGUCGAUGCGAGAGGGUCACUUUUUCCUACUGGAUGAAAUCUCCUUGGCUGAUGACUCGGUUUUGGAGCGCUUGAACUCUGUGCUGGAACCUUCAAGAACACUUCUUCUUGCCGAAAAGGGUGUUGACAACUCCUUUGUUGUUGGAGCCGAUGGAUUCCAGUUCUUUGCUACCAUGAACCCAGGUGGUGAUUUUGGAAAGAAGGAACUCUCGCCUGCAUUACGAAACCGAUUCACUGAAAUUUGGGUCCCGGCCUUGUCUCAAAGCGAAGACAUCUAUGAGAUUGUCAAGACAAAGCUCAAUAGGGACUCUAAGCAAUUGACUGAAAUCAUUGUUAAGUUUGCUGCUUGGUUCGGUGACACCUUCAGGUCUAUGGCAUCAGCGCCGUUCUCCGUCAGAGAAAUUCUUGUUUGGGUCCAAUUUAUCAAUAACUUCCAAUCUAAUGAACCUAUCAUCUCCCUGGUUCAUGGUGCUUCAACCAUUUUUAUUGAUAGCAUCGGCGCCAAUCCUUCUGCUAUCCUGGCUACCGACCCCAAGUCACUUGGCCAACAACGCCAGAAGUGUCUGGGCAAGCUAAGUGAGCUUAUUGGUGAGGAUGUCUCUGGGAUCUAUGAGACACAGCCAGAGCUCUCUAUGGAUGACCAUUCUUUGACCAUUGGCCACUUCAGUAUCCCUCGGGCUUCCAUAGGCGUUGCUGAUCCUGGAUUUGCUUUUCAUGCACCCACUACGCGUUUGAAUGCCAUGCGAGUACUUCGAGCGCUUCAGAUGCAACGGCCGAUUUUGCUUGAGGGAAGUCCCGGUGUCGGUAAAACGACUCUUGUUGCAGCCUUGUCCCAAGCAUGUGGGCAGCCGUUGACAAGAAUUAAUUUAUCUGAUCAAACUGAUUUGAUGGACUUGUUUGGUACUGAUGUUCCUGUUGAGGGAGCCGAGGCUGGUAACUUUGCUUGGAGGGACGCCCCGUUCCUUCAGGCUAUGCAAAAGGGCGAGUGGGUACUCCUGGACGAAAUGAACCUUGCUUCUCAGUCUGUACUGGAAGGCCUGAACGCUUGUCUUGAUCAUCGAGGUGAGGUUUAUAUCUCAGAAUUGGAUCAAGUCUUCAAGCGUCACCCAGAUUUCCGCCUUUUCGCAGCCCAAAACCCUCAUCACCAGGGCGGUGGCCGCAAAGGUUUACCCGCCUCCUUUGUUAACCGUUUCAUCGUUGUUUACGCCGAUGUCUUCUCAGACGACGAUCUGAACUUGAUUGCAGCACACAACUACCCCAAAAUUGAACCACAGGCGAUCAGCCAACUGAUUCAGUUUGUGUCUCAACUCGACCACAAGCUGGCCAUAGAGAAGGCUUUCGGGAGUCAGGGAAGUCCUUGGGAGUUCAAUUUGCGCGAUGUCCUUCGUUGGCUGAAACUUCUCGACUCCUCUGACCCUCUACUUCGCAAUGCCCAUGUUGACGACUUUCUCGAUAUUAUUGUCCGACAGCGAUUCCGAACACAGCGGGAUCGUGAGGAAGUGGACAAUAUUUUUACGUUGAUUUCCGGUUCGCCGCCACGACAGCAUAGUUUGUACCAUGAUAUCAACCCAAUGUUUGGCCAAGUUGGAUUGGCUCUGCUCGACAGACAUCCUCAUUCUCAGCCAGAGCGACUCCCUAAUAUCGACAUUAUUCCUAGACUGGCUGAGCUUGAGUCACUCAUGAUUUGUGUCAAGCAAAAUGUUCCUUGUAUUCUCAGCAGCCCUUCAGGCUACGGCAAGACUGUUUUGCUGGAGCAUGUCGCAGCUUUGGCCGGAAAACCUCUUGUAGUGUUCCCGAUGAACGCUGACAUCGAUACCAUGGAUCUUGUUGGUGGAUUUGAGCAGGCAGACCCCCUUCGGGAGGUUAACGCUGCUCUCCGAGCCCUCCAGCAGGACCUGCAGAACUUGGUCAUGUCGACAGUGCCAGGGGAUGUUCCCAACCAGGCGCUUUAUCUACUUCACUUGCUUGAUGGCUUUACUGGUGAUGUUGCAUCGCUUCCUGCCAUUACCGAAGCGGCCAAAGGGCUGCUUCAAGAAAUCCCCACCGACUCUGAGGUAGCCACCGCACUGUCCAAGGCCCUUGUUCCUCUGCAACAAAAUUUGGUAUUGGAGAACCCUCGUUUUGAGUGGUUGGAUGGUGUCAUUGUUAAGGCCCUACAAAUGGGUCAGUGGCUGGUUCUUGACAAUGCCAAUAUGUGUAACGCUUCUGUCCUUGAUCGACUGAACUCCCUCCUUGAGCCCAACGGCUUCUUGAGCAUCAAUGAGCAUUGUGGACCUGGCGGAGAACCUAGAAUCGUGCGCCCACACCCAGAAUUCCGCAUUUUCUUAACCAUGGAUCCUCGAUAUGGCGAGCUUUCUCGCGCAAUGCGGAAUCGUGCUGUUGAAAUUCAUAUUCAUACACCCCCUCCCGCCCUUGACCCCUCAUACAAUAGAGUUGUGAGCGUGGAGAGCAGUCUGCAACGGUACGGCACAUCCAAGCAGGUAGCAGACUCGACUACCGCAACCGAUGAAUCGGUCGAGAUUGUCGAGCGCGCUCUUGAGACACUUUCUAUAUCAGAUAUCGCUCUCCUUCCUCGAUUUGCCGACACUCUGCCGAAGGAUACUGCCAACAAAGAGGCGUUCGAGGUUGGGGUUGUAGAAUUGCUUAACUUCCUUCACUCAAGCAACGGCACUGACGGUUUCAAAACCGUCUCUAAUCUUUAUGAUUCCCUGAACGUUCCGGCACUCAAGCCUACGCAGCCCCUGCACCCACUCAGCAACUUCCCCAUGGCCCAGAUUUUGCCUUCAACAGAUCACGCACGAUGGCUUGGCGCUUGCCUCGAAUUCUACCACGACCUGUAUCGCCUGCAAAACUCUAUCGAGGGCCAGCGACGUCAGGCUCAGGUUAACAAGUUGAACGCUCUCAACAGACUUCAAAGAUCACUUGUUAGUGAUCGUGUAGCAGCUGUGUCGAAAGAUGCUACCGUGAAGCUGGCUUCAUUCUUGGUCUCUACGAUCAACACUACUAAAGAAUGGCUUGGGUUCAACUUCGAGUCUUCUGAAUCGUGGACGGAGCGCGUUCGAAUUCUCAAAGGUGUUGUACGCUAUCUUGAGCGCACCGUCCGACUCACCACUGAAGACAACUUUGACGAAGCUAAGUUUCAGGCACACCUUGCACAAGGUACAAACUUCCUUGAAAAACAAUUGACUUUGUCGAAUGGCAUCCAGGAGCGAGAAUUUGUUCUCCUUCUUCUUGACCGGCUGGGCAAAGACUUUACCGCUGGAUUCAAGUUGUCGACCGGUCUGAGCAUGGAGCUGCUUUGGCACGUCUUCCGCCCGACUCCACUGCCUACAAAAAUUCUCUUGGACCAAACACUGGAACUUGAAAAGCUGGGCUCUCGAUUCGAUACUUUACGAUGGAAGGCGGGAGCAGCAAUUCCCGACUUGGCAAAGGCUAUGACAACUCUCGAGAAGGCCUCGGGUAUCAUCAGCAGUGAUGUUCCAAACGUGGACAGCCUUCUGGAAUCCCUCACUACAGAAAUCGAGUCUCUCGAAAGUCGAAUCGGUGCUGAUGAGGCCGAGCGUAUGCCUUUCAUGGUUGAAGAAUUUGAAUCACUUCGCCAGGUAGCAAUGCUCAGCCCCACCAACUCAGAUCACGCAGAGCUGCAGGUUUUGUCUAAUAUCCCUACGCAAGCGGGAAUAAUGCUUGCCAGCUCUGAGCACCAGGCUGCACUUCUCCAAACAGUCGAGAACCUUGUUUUCCAGAACCAAUUCUCCUGGGAUGGCAAGUUCGUAACAUCGUUCUGGUCAAAGCUCCAAAACUUGGGAUCAGUCAACUUGGGCUCUUUGGCUCUCCUUGAAGCGGAACUCCCAAUUGCGGGUCGGCAGCUUGCAACCCUCAGUGCUGACUUGGUUCAGAACCCCUUGAUUAGACUGAACAAUGUUCUUUCCAACCUUCUUUUUGAGGUUUUCAAUGCUCACGGCCAGGGUCUCAAGCAGGUCGUUGUUGAAGCAGCGCAACUUGUUUCUCAAGAUCCUGCCGCGAAUUCCCAAGCUUUCGAUGCCAUUUUGCCUCUCAUCGAACAGGACCACUUCCGCCAGAUCGCCGUUGAACACCUUAUCCCUGCCUUGAAGGCGCUCACUGCCUCUCAAGUGGACCUCCAAAAGCAGGCACAUCUGUCGGCUUUUGCCUGGAUUCACUUCAGUAUUGGCACUGUCAAGCUGUACGUCCCAGACCGUGUCUUUGAUCCUCAGAGUAGGCCGAAGAUGGAACGCGAAUUUCUUCAAGAGAUGCAUGCUCUUCUCGAUCAGCGAACUGGAUCACUUCGGACGUUUGAGAAGCUCUUUACCGGACAAGAUACAAAUGAGCGCAUCCGUCUCCUUGAAGCUGAAGCCACAGCCCUAGGCCCUCUUCCGGAAGAGGUUCGACCAAUCUACAGACCCGAUCAAUCAGAGCUCAGUCGGCUCCAUGCUGAGUUCUCUAACGUGCUGAAGGCCGUUACGGGCCCUACUCUGUCUUCUGCUCUUCAGAUUCUUGAAAAUGACCCGGGUCAAGCGGCAGAAGAGCUGCACUUAGUGAAAGAAAACGUACUUCGACUUUUGGACAGACUCUCUGCCCGUUUCGAAGCAUAUCAAGACAUGACACGACCUACUUCAAGUUUGCUUCGUUGCCUCAUGAUUGGGCUUUCACUAUGCGAUGCCGCAUCAGCUCGUAACUUGGCACCUGCUUCACAGCAGAUUCUUGAAGUUACGCCUUUCCUGGGCGGAACCAUGUGGAACCAGAAGGACGGAGACUUUUCGUCACGAACAUUUGAAUUCCUGAACUACAUGUCUGUCGUUGCCAGCAUUGAAGGUUUCGAGAACAUCGGCCAUCAUGCCCGUGAUAUGGUUUUCAAGAGCUUUCAUAGUUUGUUCGACGAGUGGACCAAGAGACUUGAGGCCGAUCGCAAGGAGCAAGCUGCCAAGGGUAGCCUAUACCGUUUCCGAGGCUCCUUGGAGGACGAAGAGGAGAUUGAUACAGAGGAGUUCAACGAGUUGUUCCCGACUUUCGAUGACGAAGAAGCUGCGAACGUGCCUUCUGCCAAGAAGCAAGAUGAAGUGCGCGAUCGAUCUCUGCAUGUGGCACAAAUCCACAAGAACCUUUUCCUCACUCAACAGGAUUUCGCUACAGCCAUCAAUGACGUUUGCAAAUCUGUUGGAGACAGAGUUACAUCGGAAACUAUCGACCACAAGAACAUUGAUCGUAACCUUACAAGCAAGAUGCUGGCUGGCACCAUGUUCUUCCUGAACGACAAACUUGAGUCACUCGUCUCACCCACUGUGGACAAGGACUACAACUUUUACACAGAUGCCAACGUCCCAGAAGCUCGUCAGCUUGUUGUCCUCAUGCAUAAGAUCAAAGCUCGUUUCCGUGAGUUACAGAUGGUAGAUGAGAUUGGUCAUAUGCAACCGUUGGCCGAUGUCAUCCAAGCUUGUGAUCAGGUCCUCGAACUUGUCCACACCGAGCCGUUGGCCAAGAUCCUUCCCAAGGUUGAGUACCUUCACGGCCAUGUUUAUGAAUGGCAAUUUGGCGGAUGGGCAAGCAAAAUCUACGGUGUUCUUACUCUCCACAACCUCCUUACUGACACAGUCAUCCGCUGGCGACGACUGGAACUAUCGACUUGGGCCAAUCUCUUUGACAUGGAACAGAAGAAAUGCCAAGACGACGCGUAUUCAUGGUGGUUUGUGGCUUACCAAGUUGUCAUUGCCGUUCCCUUGUCUCUUGUUGACUUUCCUAAAGAGAUGACAAAGUAUGCUGCUUCUCUGAUUUCAAGUCUAGAGAUGUACUUUUCCACUGCGAUCGUUGGCCAAUAUGGAGCACGUCUGGCCCUAUUACGUCAACUCCAAAGCCACCUCAAGCUCCUGACUGAAGAUUAUCCAAUUCUGCAAGUUGUAUUGCAUUCGUUGUCCAACUUUAUUCAUUAUUACUCUCGAUAUGAAAAGAUUAUGGAGGAAACUUUGCACAAAGGACGUCUUCCGAUUGAGAAGAAGAUGAAGGAUGUUCUCCUCAUGGCAAGUUGGAAGGACACAAAUAUCAACGCUCUUCGCGAGAGUGCUCGCAAGUCUCAUCAGAAACUUUUCCGGAUUAUCAGGAAGUUCCGCGGUGUUCUUGGCCAGGAGGCAAAGCAAAUUAUAGAGCAAGGUCUUCCUGACGAAGAAGUCUGCCGCAUGGCUCAUCUUGACAACAAAUCUCCUGCUCCUGAGGUCUCGGCGGACGUCUUCUCCAAACUGAAUGAGACCAUGCCUGGAUGGAUCGAUGGCCACAGGCGACUUGCCAACGUCUCCAAAACUGUCUCGGUCAUGCGCAAGAUCUCAGACAAUCCAGACAUGUCUAGCGAUGUACCGCAGACCAUCGAUGACUAUGUUUCAAGUCUCAACGAGUCGAUGACAGAGUUACGGAAAGAAACGCCACCCUUCUUGAAUGACGAGAACAAGGACCAGGUCAAGCACUUGAAGACAAGAAAGAGGAAACUGUUCGCUGAUACCUUGCGCGAUCUUCGGCAGAUGGGUCUGAAGCACAACCUUGGACAAGACAAACUUGCUGAACAGGAGACACUCUCACUCGUAUUAGCAUCCAUCAAACCAGUGCAUCUCCCCGGGGACGCUUGUACUGAGGCCAUGGACUAUCACUUCCACAAGAUUCUUGACCUCGUCCCCAAGGUUAGAGACGCGUCUAGAGACCACUCCGAGGAUCUGACGAGCGCAGAGAUUGCGCGAAGUGUUGGUUUCGUCGAAGGGAUGCUCAACCUGCUGCUCUCUCAGCGAAGCCUGAUCUCUAAUGGAGGCUCCUCAUUGUCGCUACUCAAACGAUCAUCAUCACAAUUUCAUCACUUGAGCCUCGCCCAGGAGCACGGUGCUCUCCUCCGCCAGACAACUGUAUCCGACUGGACACGUCUUCUUCCCUGGCUCGUCCAAAUCCUCCAGUAUGCCAUCCGCCUAGUGGAAAUCCACGAGAAGCUAGGAGAAGCCAAGCACACCAUGACUCUAGAGCAUCUGAAGUCGUGGAAUGGACGAUUUGAGUCACUCCAGACCUCCACUACCGGUCUCAAACAAUUCCCAGAAGGCGUGUCUUCUGAAGCAGCUGCCCUUGCAGAGGCUAAAUUCUCCAGCGAACUAAGCAGCUUCCGCGCCAGUCUUGAGGAUCUAAACAGAGAACAUCCGAAGCUCUCUUUUGUUUUCACGCAGAUUGCUGGCUGGACUAACAUUAGUGAGGAGGUUCUAGGCCUGACAUACAAUGGCAAGGAACUAGGCACAUUCGCAAACGCUAUCUCGACACUUUGCGACAAGAUCCUUGUAGCUGUUGAAGGUGCAAAGAAGGCCGCGAAAGAAAUUCCUCGCAAGGAAGAUGAGCCCGGUUGGCUGACUAGCCACAGUGACGCCUUUGCCAGCUUAUUCACUAAGCUUCAUACUGCAGAGGUUGAACGUAGUGUGACUGGCUGCAUCAAUAUGCUGCAGCAAAUUCAACUUGAGGAUCAGCAUCUUGGUCAGGCAGCCAUGAGUCUCAUGGCAAUCGCAAGCCCAAUCUUGACUGAAUAUGUUGGCCUCUCGCAGCAGACAUUGAUGCAAGUCAUCGACAUACAUAGUGCUAUAGCACACAUGGCUUACAACAUGACCAAGACCUUUACUCAGAUUUCGUCUCAGGGAUUCUGCACCCCACAAGAAAAGUCUGAUGAAACCUCUGGCGAAUCCAGUAAAGUGGAAUCCGGCACUGGCCUUGGCGAUGGCGAAGGUGCCGAAGACAUUAGCAAGGACAUCCAACCUGACGAGGAUCUCUCUGAGCUUGCUCAGGAAGCCAACAAAGAGGAGAAUGGCGAAAUGGAAGAUGAAAAGGAUGCUGUUGAUAUGGCGGACGAGGAGCUUGAAGGCGAUAUGGGUAGUGUUGAUGGUGCCGAUGACGACGAAGAAGGAUCGAAGAAUGGAGAUGAAGAGGAGGAGGAGGAGAAUGACAUGGACGAAGAGGCUGGAGAUGUUGAUGACCUUGAUCCCACUGCUGUUGACGAGAAGAUGUGGGACGGAGACGACGAAGAGAAGGCCGACAAAGACCAACAGGGCGAGAAGGCUAAGGGGCAGAAGAAGGAUGAUGAGCAGCUGGCGGGAGACGAAGACGCUCAGAAACAGGAUGGUGAAGAACAACCAGAUGUUGACGAUUCUGGUGAACAAGAUGCUGAGGAGGAGGAGGAGGCUGGCGCGGAAGAAGAGGAUGUUAAAACCCAAGAGGAAAUGAACAAGCAAGAGCAAACCGCGCAGGAGAACGACACCCUGGCGCUCCCCGAGGAUAUGGAUUUGGAUCUCGGCGACGAGCAGGAGCCAGCAUCAGACAGUGAUGAUUUGGAUGAUCUGUCCGACAUUGAAGAAGAGAAGAAAGAAGUCGAGGACCAGGAAAUGGGCGAUGAUGCGGAUCAAGACUCAGAAGAUGCAGCAGCCGAGGCCCAACUACAAGAGGAGGCAGGAGAAGAAGCCGGAAUUGAAGAGGAUGAGGAAACACCCGAGGAAAAGGCUGGCGGUAAGGAUGAGGUCGAUGAGGAAGUCAAGCCAGAGGAAGAAGAGAAAGCCGAAGAACAGGAGGAUGCUACGGAUCAGAGCCAACCUCCUCAAGACAGCGCUACGACAGACACCGACAAUGCAGCACCAAGCGAUGUCAAGACCUCUGGUCAAGACCAGAAUGCAGAUUCAAUGGACGUCGAUGAUAACUUCCAAAGCAAUGCCGCUCAACAGGAGGAUGGGGAGAUGGGAGAAGGGGCCGCUGACCAGGAUACAAGCGCAGGAAACAAGGGUUCUACGUCGCAGUCAAAGGAGAUUAUGGACAGAGCCGAUCAAGAGCAAGACAAACCGGACUCGGCCCGUAGCGAUCCUUUCAAGAAACUCGGUGAUGCCCUUGAACGUUGGCAUCGACAACAAGAGGACAUCAAGGAUGCCGAACCCUCCGAGGCCAAUGAACAAAACGCGCCACAGGAUCCAAGCGCCGACCAAGGUCGCAAGGAAUUCCAGCAUCUUCAGGACGACGAGACUGCCACGGACACGCAAGCUAUGGGAACUGCAGAUGACGAACAGGUGCAGCCCAUUGACGAGUCCAUGGCUAUCGAUGAGGAGAAGCAAGAUCCCACAAGCCGUUUGAUGGAUGAGGACAAGGAUGAGACCGAGCAGGAUCCCGACAAAAUGGAUACCGCCGACACCACCGAGGCGCCAGAUGUCAUCAAUCAAGAUACAGACAAGGACCAGGACGACACCCGCUCAGGAGUCAAGACACGCCAAGGUAACUACGACCGAGAGCUCAGUCCUUCUGAGCAAGAGACGCAAAUGUUAGAAGAAGACCAAGACGAAGUAGACAUUCAGGAAACAUCGACUCAACUCUCCAUCACUCACAUCUCGGAUGAAGAACGUCCGCUCCGAGACUUUGGAGAGUCGAUGCAACAGUGGACCGAGUUCCAGACCAAGACACAUUCGCUCUCGUUGGCAUUGACAUCUCAGCUCCGACUCAUCCUUACACCUUCGCAAUCAACAAAGCUCUCGGGUGGGUUCCGUACCGGUAAGCGGCUCAGCAUCAAACGUAUUAUCCCAUACAUUGCUUCGAGCUACAAGCGAGACAAGAUCUGGAUGCGACGCAGUAUUCCGACCAAGCGAACCUACCAGAUCCUUCUCUGCGUGGAUGACAGUAAGAGUAUGGGGGAGACAUCAUCGGGUACCCUGGCGAUGGAAUCCCUCGUCAUGGUGUCACGCUCACUUACAAUGUUGGAAGCUGGACAAGUUGGUGUCAUGGGCUUUGGCGCCGACGUUUUCAGCGCGCAUGGCCUCACAGAACCUUUUGCUUCGGAUGCAGGAGCCAAGGUACUGCAGAAAUUCAAUUUCGCUCAAGAUCGCACCGACAUUGGCCUUCUCAUUCAAAGAACCAUCGAAACUUUCAGAGAGGCCCGACAACAAGGCAGUGGUAAUGCAGAUCUCUGGCAACUCGCACUCAUUCUCUCCGACGGUCUCACACCUUCGUCAGCCCAUGAGGGUAUCCGACGAAUGCUGCGAGAGGCUAUGGAAGAGCGGAUCAUGAUCGUGUUUAUUAUUAUGGAUGACACGGACAAGAAGAAGGGCGAUAGUGUACUUGAACUCAAGGAAGCCAAGUUUGUUCGGGAUGGCGGAGAAAGCAAAGUGGUGAUUGAGAGGUAUCUGGACACGUUCCCGUUCCAGUACUACUUGAUUGUCCACAAUCUUGAAGAGUUACCAAGUGCGCUGGCUGGUCUUUUGCGAACAUGGUUUGCAGAGGUCAAUGCUUAG